UGGAGCCGCUGCAGCUCAAAUACUAGCAGGCCUGACAGGGAGGGACACUGGAAUAUCCAUAGCGACAUAACAGCGGCUUUAAUCGCAAAGUACGGUGUAUGAAUAUCGUGUGCAGGUUGACAUCUGCUGACACGAACACGCAGAUCUGAUACACGUCCACUGUCACCAAUUUCUCUGACACACCGAAACUCACUGUCAAAAGGCAGACUCCCUCAGUGACACAGCCGGCCUGCAUACACUCGUUUCCAGCCUGUAACGGCUCGAAGGGACAAAGACAGCUGCAGCCAAACUUUUACACCAAGCCAAAGCCCCCUUCUCAAUAAUGUUACGUAUGUAUGAAACCCCUCUACCCAUCGGCUGGUGAGAGCUCUUUAAGUGAAGGAUACUUCAGUGCGCAAGUACACAUGGCAGAAGAGUGAUAAGAGAUAGGUGGCAUGAUGCCCCCAGUUAAGCUGAAAUGGCUGGAGCAUUUGAACAGCUCCUGGAUCAUGGAGGACAGCGAGUCCAUUGCCACGAGGGAAGGGGUCUCCCUCCUGUAUACCAAGCUCAUCAGCAACAAAGAGGUGGUCCCCCUCCCCCAGCAAGUUCUGUGCCUCAAAGGUCCCCAGUUGCCAGACUUUGAGCGUGAGUCUUUGUCCUGCGAUGAACAGGAUCACUACCUGGAUGCUCUGCUUAACAGCCAGCUGGCUCUGGCAAAGGUGGUGUGUUCAGACUCACCUUUUGCAGGUGCUCUGAGAAAAAGGCUGUUGGUUCUCCAGAGGAUUUUCUAUGCCCUUUCCAACAAGUAUCAUGACAAAGGCAAAGUGAAACAGCAGCAGCAGUCUCCAGAGAACAGUUCUGGAUCAGCAGACACUUUAUCUAUUAGUGAACGUCCACGUUCAAGCACAGAUGCACUUAUAGAGAUGGGUGUGAGGACUGGCCUGAGCCUUCUUUUUGCCCUGCUGAGACAAAGUUGGAUGAUGCCAACCAUGGGGCCUGGCCUGAGCCUCUGCAAUGACGUAAUCCGAACAGCAAUUGAUGUGGUGAACUCUCUCCCCCCCCUUUCCCUUGCCAAUGAAAGCAAAAUCCCACCAAUGGGCCUAGACUGUCUGGCGCAGGUCACAACUUUUUUGAAAGGAGUGACUGUUCCCAAUUCUGGUGCAGACACACUCGGUCGCCAAUUAGCCUCUGAGCUUCUUCUUGGAUUGGCCUCUCAGCGUGGUUCUCUCCGUUACUUGCUAGAGUGGAUUGAGAUGGCACUAGCAGCAUCUGCUUUUGUGAGUGAGACAGACAAAAGCAAAACUCAGAUGGUGCAGGAGGGAAUGAUAAGCUGUGACUGCUUCAUGAGCAUACUUCAUCAUAUGAGAAGAUCUCUGGGUUCUACAGCUGACCGAAGCCAGUGGAAGGAACCAACCCGGACAUCAGAUGGUCUAUGCUCUCUGUAUGAGGCUGCUCUGUGUUUGUUUGAGGAGGUCUGCCAGAUGGCAUCCGACUAUUCUCGAACAUGCGCAAGUCCAGACAGUAUUCAGACUGGAGAAAGCCCAGUAGUGUCAGAGACAUGUGAGGUGUAUGUUUGGGGCAGCAACAGCAGCCACCAGCUUGUAGAAGGGACGCAAGAGAAAAUCCUACAACCAAAGCUGGCCCCCUGUUUUUCUGAUGCACAGACAAUCGAAGCUGGACAGUACUGCACUUUUGUCAUAUCAACGGAUGGCUCUGUUAGAGCAUGUGGGAAAGGUAGCUAUGGGAGACUGGGACUAGGAGAUUCAAACAACCAAUCAACUUUGAAGAAACUAACUUUUGAGCCCCAUCGAUCCAUCAAGAAAGUUUCCUCUUCAAAGGGGUCAGAUGGGCACACUCUUGGCUUCACUACUGAAGGAGAGGUCUUUAGCUGGGGUGAUGGAGACUAUGGGAAGCUGGGCCAUGGUAACAGCUCUACGCAGAAAUAUCCAAAGCUCGUUCAGGGAACACUGCAAGGAAAGGUUGUGGUAUGUGUCUCAGCUGGGUACAGACACAGUGCUGCUGUCACCGAAGAUGGAGAACUGUACACAUGGGGUGAAGGAGAUUUUGGAAGACUUGGCCAUGGAGAUAGUAACAGUCGGAACAUCCCAACUGUGGUGAAGGAUAUCAGUAAUGUUGGUGAAGUUUCCUGUGGGAGCUCUCACACUAUUGCUCUGUCCAAGGAUGGGAGAACAGUGUGGUCCUUUGGUGGAGGGGAUAAUGGAAAAUUAGGGCACGGAGACACAAACCGAGUGUACAAACCAAAGGUGGUGGAGGCUUUACAGGGAAUGUUUACUCGCAAGGUGUGCGCAGGGAGUCAGUCUUCCUUGGCCUUGACAUCUACAGGACAGGUAUAUGCUUGGGGUUGUGGAGCAUGUCUGGGUUGUGGAUCUUCAGAAGCAACAGCACUAAGGCCCAAACUCAUUGAGGAGCUGGCAGCUACCAGAAUAGUGGAUAUUUCUAUUGGAGACAGUCACUGCUUGGCUCUGUCACAUGACAAUGAAGUGUAUGCAUGGGGCAACAAUUCAAUGGGACAGUGUGGCCAGGGAAAUUCUACCGGCCCAAUAACCAAACCAAAGAAGGUGAGCGGACUAGAUGGAGUAGCCAUUCAGCAGAUUUCUGCAGGCACAUCACACAGCCUGGCUUGGACAGCACUGCCCAGAGACAGACAAGUUGUUGCCUGGCACCGGCCCUACUGUGUAGAUCUUGAAGAGAGCACUUUCUUUCACCUUCGCUCCUUCCUGGAGAGAUACUGUGAGAAGAUUAACAGUGAUGUCCCACCACCACCUUUCCCCUCAUCUAGAGAACAUCAUAACUUCCUAAAGCUCUGCCUAAAGAUGCUGUCCAACCACUUGGCUCUUGCUUUAGCUGGGGGAGUUGCCACCAGCAUCCUAGGACGUCAGGCAGGCCCCCUCCGCAACUUGCUCUUCCGGCUCAUGGAUGCCAGUGUCCCAGAUGAAAUCCAGGAGGUUGUCAUCGAGACACUGUCUGUUGGAGCCACAAUGUUGUUGCCACCUUUACGGGAGAGAAUGGAGUUGCUGCAUUCACUUCUGCCCCAAGGACCUGACCGAUGGGAAAGUCUGUCUAAAGGCCAAAGGAUGCAACUGGAUAUCAUCUUAACCAGCCUGCAGGAUCACACACAUGUGGCAUCUUUAUUGGGAUACAGCUCUCCAUCUGACUCUCCUGAUGUCACUUCCCUACAAAUGGCUUAUGGAUCAAUGUCAGACCCCAACAAUGCAGCACCGGGAAGCCACCCAGACACCCAUUUGGCAGAAAUACUAAUGAAAACCCUUUUAAGAAACUUGGGUUUUUACACGGAUCAAGCUUUUGGUGAACUGGAAAAAAACUGCGACAAGUCCAUUUUGGGUGCAUCGUCCUCUGAAAAUAGCCAGCCUGCUCAUCUCCAUGAGUUACUAUGUUCCUUACAGAAGCAGCUACUGGCAUAUUGUCACACUAACAAUAUAAGUGAGAACUCCAGUAGCGUUGCUCUCCUCCACAAACAUCUGCAACUCCUGCUGCCCCAUGCCAAAGAUAUUUAUAUCCGUUCUGCCACCCUGCUCAAAGAAAGUCCAUGUAAUGGGAGUGUGGGAGAGAAGAUGCGAGAUGUGAUCUAUGUCUCUGCCGCGGGCAGCAUGCUGUGUCAACUGAUUAACGCCUUGCUGUUGCUGCCUGUGUCAAUUGCCAGGCCUCUGCUCAGUUUUCUACUGGACUUGCUGCCCCCCCUUGAUUGUCUGAAUAGACUGUUACCUGCAGCUGGUCUGUUGGAGGACCAGGAGUUACAGUGGCCUCUCCAUGGAGGACCAGACCAGGUUGACCCUUCUGGAGUAUCAUUGCCCCCUCCAGCUCAGUCAUGGGUUUGGCUUGUUGAUUUGGAAAGAACAGUUACCCUACUGAUCGGACGCUGCCUAGGAGGAAUGCUGCAGGGUUCCCCCACAUCUCCCGAGGAACAAGACACAAUUUACUGGUUAAAAACCCCGUUGUUUGGAAAUGGAAUUGAAAUGGAUGUUCCACAGCUAGACAAGUGUAUGAGUGCUUUACUGGAGGUAGCUCUUUCUCCUAACGAGGAACAGAAGACUUUUGAUUAUAAGCUGAGACCUGAGGUUUCCAUCCUGCUGGAUUUAGCUGUGGGAUCUACCAAAGAACCAUCUCGUUGUUUAUGGAUGAGCAUGCAAGAUUAUGCCAUUAGUAAAGAUUGGGACAGUGCUACUAUCAGUAAUGAGUCUCUCCUGGAUACAGUGUCUCGCUUUGUCCUAGCUGCCCUACUGAAACAUACAGGUCUGUUGUCCCAGGCCUGUGGGGAGAGUAGAUUCCAACCUGGGAAGUGCCUGGCAGAGGUUUACCGAUGUGUUUAUAAGGUUCGGAGCCGUCUUCUGGCCUGCAAGAACAUGGAGCUCAUCCAGACCCGCUCAUCAUCAAGGGAGAGAUGGGUUUCUGAGAACCAGGAGUCUGCAGACAUAGGAUCCCUAGAGAACUCCUUCACCAGAACUAUUGAUGAGGAAGCAGAGAUGGAGGAACAAGCAGAGAGGGACAGAGAAGAAGGGCACCCUGAACAAGAUGAAGAAGAGGAAGAACGAGAUUAUGAGCUCCUCACUGCUGGCAAAAUCUUUCAAUGUUUCCUCUCAGCCCGUGAGGUGGCGCGCAGCCGGGAACGGGACAGAAUGGGCCUUGUCUCAGCUGGGGGCUCUGUAUCAUUGGCUCGUGCAGAGGAGCAGCCUCCAGAGCUUUCUCAAGAGAGGAGGAACAGCGGAACUCUGACAGAAGGACAGGACUUGUACACAGCAGCUUGUAAUUCAGUUAUUCACCGUUGUGCUCUACUCCUUCUUGGGGUCAGUCCAAUGUUUGACCAGCUCGAGAAUCCUGUUGAAGAUAUACAGCAACAGCCAACAUCAGGAGUUUCACAUGAGGGAUCUGUAGCCAUGACAAGGAGCGAAAGUCUCACAGCAGAGAGGAAAUCAGUUCAUACACACCCCAACUACCGACUGAUCAAGUCCAGAAGUGAGUCUGACCUUUCUCAGCCAGAAUCUGAUGAGGAAGGUUACUCAAUGAGUGGAAGACAGAAUACAGAUUCUGACCUGGCGUCCCACAGCAAGAGAGGUUCCACAGCAGAGCACACUGUCAGUGAUUCCUGGGCUCGUCUCAAGCAUGGCCGUGAAUGGAUGUGUGGCUCGUCCUAUGGUUUUGAGACUGAGUUAGAGAAAUGCAGGAACCUGAGCAUUCACACACUGAUAGAAAAUGCUCUAAGCUUUGUUAGUGGAGAUUUGGGUAAUCCUCCUGGAUUUAAAGAACCUGAAGAGGGUAUGUCCAGCUCCCCACAGGCUUGUAUCAUUGCCAUGGAACAGCAGCAGCUGCGGGCGGAGCUUCGACUGGAAGCUUUGCAUCAAAUCCUGGUUCUUUUAUCUGGGAUGGAAGAAAAAGAGAGUAUGCAGACUCUGGGUAGUCGACAGUCGCCCGUCGCCUUCCAGUCAUCUUCACUUCUCACCUCUGUCAGACUACAGUUCCUGGCAGGAUGCUUUGGUUUGAGCUGUGUAGGUCAAAAGAGGAGCACAGACUCCAAGGGAGACAGCGCCUACCUGCAUCAUUACCAGGAUGGAAUCCAAGCAUCAAAAAGGAGUAUCCAGAAAGAGAUUCAGAAAGCUGUGCACAAAAUCUACCAGCAGCUGUCUGCCACACUAGACCGAGCUCUGCAGGCCAAUAAGCACCAUGUGGAAGCUCAGCAACGUCUUCUUCUGGUGACGGUCUUUGCCCUCAGCGUUCGGUACCAGCCAGUUGAUGUAUCUUUGGCAAUAUCCACUGGUCUGCUUAGUGUCCUGUCUCAGCUAUGUGGCACAGAUACAAUGCUUGGGCAGCCACUGCAGCUUCUUCCCAGAUCCGGAGUUUCUCAACUCAGCACUGCUCUUAAAGUGGCAAGCACCAGACUACUCCAAAUCCUUGCCAUAACCACAGGAACAUAUGCUGAUAAAUUAAGUCCAAAAGUGGUUCAGGCUUUGCUGGAUCUUCUGUGCAGUCAGCUGAAGAACCUUCUCUCCCAGGCUGGAGUCAUGGCAUCUUUCAGUGAUGAGGAAGAGGACAGGAAGGCAGAAAUAGCAGGGGAGAGUGACAGGAAGGACAUCAGAGCUGCCCUCCGGAAGCAGCGCACUGCAGAACUUCACCUUGGUGACUUCCUGGUUUUUCUACGUAGAGUUGUAUCUUCGAAAGCCAUCCAGUCUAAGAUGGCAUCUCCCAAGUGGACAGAGGUGUUGCUUAACAUUGCUUCCCAGAAGUGCAGUUCAGGAGUACCACUUGUGGGGAACCUUAGAACUAGACUCCUUGCUCUUCAUGUGCUGGAAGCUGUGCUACCUGCGUGUGAAUCUAGUGUGGAGGAUGAUCAGAUGGCCCAGGUAGUGGAGAGGCUCUUUUCUCUUCUCUCAGACUGUAUGUGGGAAGCUCCCAUAGCUCAGGCCAAACAAGCAGUCAAAGUCAAGGAAAAGGAGCAGGAAACCAAACUGCAGAAGCAGGGUGAUCUAGAAGAGGAGGAAGAAGACCUUCCCAUACAAGAGGUUUCAUUUGAUCCAGAGAAAGCGCAGUGCUGUUUGGUGGAGAAUGGUCAGAUUCUGACCCAUGGAAGUGGCGGCAAAGGUUAUGGACUGGCAUCUACUGGGGUGACCUCCGGGUGUUACCAGUGGAAGUUCUAUAUUGUGAAAGAAAACCGCGGUAAUGAAGGCACCUGUGUAGGUGUUUCCCGCUGGCCUGUCCAUGACUUCAACCACCGCACAACUUCAGACAUGUGGCUGUUCCGUGCAUACAGUGGUAACCUGUACCAUAAUGGAGAGCAAACACUCACAUUGCCCAGUUUCACUCAAGGAGACUUUAUCACCUGCAUUCUGGACAUGGAGGCACGGACUGUGUCAUUUGGAAAGAAUGGCGAGGAGCCUAAGUUGGCUUUUGAAGAUGUAGAUGCAGCAGAGUUGUACCCAUGUGUGAUGUUCUACAGUAGCAAUCCUGGAGAAAAGGUGAAGAUCUGUGACAUGCAAAUGAGAGGUACCCCACGAGACCUGCUUCCUGGAGACCCCAUCUGCAGCCCAGUUGCCACUGUUCUCGCAGAGUCCAGUGUGCAGCUUCUACGGGUCCUUCAUCGCACUGAACGUUGGACUACCUGCAUUAAUAAGAAGAUGGUGGAACGGCUACAUAAGAUCAAAGGCUGCUUGCGUGAGACAUGUAGUAAACUGAAAAAGAGCCGCUCUGUUCAGAGCCGAGAAGAGCAUGAAUCCCGUGAUGAAAAGGAAGAGGACAGAGGAAAGCAUGGAAGGCAUGGCUUGGCAGACUUGGGGGAAGCUCAGCUAAAGACGCUUUGUGUAGAGGUUUGGCCAGUUUUGGCUGUCAUUGGUGGAGUGGAUACAGGACUCAGGGUUGGAGGGAGAUGUGUUCACAGACAGACUGGCCGCCAUGCUACGCUAUUGGGUGUGGUGAAAGAAGGCAGCACCUCUGCCAAAGUGCAGUGGGAUGAGGCAGAAAUUACCAUCAGCUUCCCAACUUUUUGGUCACCUAGUGAUACCCCACUCUACAACCUGGAACCCUGUGAUCCCCCUCCCUUUGAUGUAACACGCUUCCGGGGACUGACCGCCUCCACGUUGCUUGACCUCACAUACCUGACUGGCAUCCAUGAAGAUGCAGGCAAGGCAAGCACUAAACGACAUGAGAAGAAGCAACGCCACGAGUCUGAAGAAAAAGCUGACAUAGAAUCAAAAGUAGAGUCUGAAAAUUCAGCAGAUUUACGGGUACAGGAGGAGACGAGAGCUAGUGGUGCAGUGGCACCUAAAUUAGAAACUGAAUCAGUGCCUUUUUUGUCAGAGCCCCCAUUGAUGGAUCCUCAACAUCAUCCUGCAGAUGGAAAGCGGAAGAGCCACGAUCACAUACCUCGAGGUCACGAUGUUGCUCAGUCAGAAAUUAGGGCUGUGCAGCUUUCCUACAUCAACUUAGGUGCUAUGAAGUCAUUGGGAGUAUUACUUAGCUGCAGCAAAUAUGCAGAACUUCUACUCAUUCCCAAGGUGCUGGCAGAGAAUGGACACAAUUCAGACUGUGCUAGCUCCCCGGCUGUACAUGAAGAUGUAGAGAUGAGAGCUGCUUUGCAGUUCCUUAUGCGUCAUAUGGUGAAGAGAGCAGUCAUGCGUUCUCCCAUAAAACGAGCCCUUGGACUAGCCGAUUUGGAGAGGGCACAAUCCAUGAUUUACAAGCUUGUGGUGCAUGGGUUACUCGAGGAACAGUUUGGUGGCCGAAUACGACAAGAUUUAGAGCAACAAACAGAAGAAAGUGAUCCAGCUCAGCAAGCUCAAACGCCUGUCACCACCAGUCCCUCUGCAUCUAGCACAACAUCCUUCAUGAGCAGUUCUCUUGAAGACACUACUACAGCGACUACUCCAGUAACAGAUACAGAGACGGUGCCAGCAUCAGAGUCACCAGGAGUAAUGCCCCUCAGCCUGUUGAGGCAAAUGUUUUCAAGUUACCCAACCACCACAGUUCUGCCCACCAGACGAGCCCAGACCCCUCCCAUCACAUCACUGCCCACGUCACCCACUGAUGAGAUGGGCAGAAGGCAAAGUCUGACCUCCCCAGACUCUCAGGCUACAAGACACUCAAUCCGCACAGCACUAUCUGAUCCCAGUAGCCGACUCUCCACUUCUCCACCUCCUCCAGCAGUUGUUGUGCCACUUCUAGAAAUGGGGUUUUCGAUUAGACAGAUCAAAAAGGCCAUGGAAGCCACAGGUGCUAGAGAAGCUGAUCCACAAAACAUCACUGUACUAGCCAUGUGGAUGAUUGAGCAUCCUGAUGAUGAGGAGAGGUUCUCUGGUAGGACCACUGAGUCAUGCCAAGGGAUAGCAGUCUCAGGUGCUGGUGGCAAAUCAAGUGACACCGCCUAUGCUGGAGACAUUCCCUCUGCAGAUGUCCCUGAGAUGGAUUUGUGCUUUUGUGAGAGCCCAGACAACAUGGAGCAGUCAGAAAAUGCCGGAUCCAGCAAUGGGCAGCAAACAAGAGGCAGGUCCACUGUUACCAGGAGACAGAAGUUUGACCUAGCUGCACGUACUUUGCUAGCACGAGCAGCUGGACUAUACCGUACAGUUCAGGCUCACCGCAAUCAGGGAAGGAGAGAAGGAGUUUCUCUUCAGCAGGAACCUGGAAGCCUGUAUGACCUUAACCUGGAUGAGGAGUUGGAGAUCGACCUUGAUGAUGAGGCUAUGGAGGCAAUGUUUGGCCAGGACCUGGCAAGCGAUAACGAUAUUCUGGGAAUGUGGAUCCCAGAGGUAUUGGACUGGCCAACAUGGCAUGUAUGUGAUGCCGAUGAUCGAGAGGAGGUGGUCAUAUGUGAGCUUUGUGAGGCGAGUGUUCUCAGCUUUAAUCAACACAUGAAGAGAUACCAUCCUGGCUGUGGUCACAGCGCCAACCGUCAGGGGUACCGCAGCAAUGGAUCUUAUGUGGAUGGUUGGUUUGGCGGGGAGUGUGGUAGCGGGAACCCUUACUACCUUCUGUGUGGUAACUGCAGAGAGAAAUAUCUGAAUCUCAAGAGCAAGAGAAAGGCAACUACAGAAAAAUAUAAAGGACAUGCCCCUGAUCUGAUUGGCAAGCAAGAUAGUGUUUAUGAAGAAGACUGGGACAUGCUGGAUGUUGAUGAGGAUGAGAAGCUAACUGGAGAAGAGGAAUUUGAGCUUCUUGCUGGUCCUCUUGGCCUUAAUGAUCGCAGGAUAGUUCCAGAGCCAGUUCAGUUUCCUGACAGUGACCCACUUGGAGCAUCUGUGGCUAUGGUGACAGCCACCAACAGCAUGGAGGAAACACUAAUGCAAAUUGGAUGCCACAGUGCUCUGGAGAAGAGUUCUUCUGGCCGUGUAACCCUUGGAGAGCAGGCUGCAGCCUUGGUGAAUCCACAUGACCGUGUUAUGGCAUUACGCAGGGUGAUAGCUGCUGCCCAGGUCCUACUGGCACGUACAAUGGUUAUGCGAGCACUUUCUCUUCUGUCUGUUAGUGGAUCCAGUUGCAGUCUCGCUGCAGGCCUGGAGGCUUUAGGACUGACAGACAUCCGUACCCUUGUGCGUCUUAUGUGCUUGGCAGCUGCAGGCAGAGCAGGCCUGUCUACAAGCCCAUCAGCCACUCUUUCCAGUUCCUCAGAACGGUCACGAGGUCUACAUAGCAAGACCAGCAAACCCAUCUCAUGUCUGGCAUACCUGAGCACAGCCGUGGGAUGUCUAGCUUCAAGUACACCCAGUGCAGCGAGGCUUCUUGUACAACUUUGCACCCAGAAUUUAAUCUCGGCAGCUACAGGGAUGAAUCUGACAACUGUGGAUGAUCCAGUACAAAGGAAGUUUCUGCCCAGCUUUUUACGUGGGAUUGCUGAAGAAAGUAAACUGGUCACUUCUCCUAACUUUGUGGUCACACAGGCACUAGUUGCUCUGCUGGCAGACAAAGGGGCAAAACUCAGACCUAACUAUGACAAAGCAGAAAUGGAGAAGAGAGGUCCCUUGGAAUUGGCCAAUGCAUUGGCUGCAUGCUGUCUCUCCUCAAGACUCUCCUCCCAACAUCGCCAGUGGGCUGCACAGCAGUUGGUUCGCACCUUGGCUGCUCAUGACCGUGACAAUCAGUCUACUCCCCAGACCUUUGCAGAUAUGGCAGGAGACCUGAGAAAGUGUUCUUUCACUAAGCUUGAGGCACAUCAGAACAGGGUGAUGACUUCUGUGUGGUGUGCUAAGAAAGGAUUGCUGGCUACAAGUGGCAGCGAUGGAACGGCUAGGGUGUGGAAUGUUUCCAGAAACCAGUAUUCCCUGCAGCAAACAUGUAUAUUCCAUAAAAUGGAGGGUGGAGCAGAAGAUAGUGAUCCCAGUCUUUCUCCUGUUUGCUGGAGUGUUAGUGGAAGAUAUCUCGCUGGUGCCCUAGAGAAAAUGGUGAACAUCUGGCAGGUUAACGGGGGAAAAGGUCUUCUUGAUCCCCAACCUCACUGGGUUUCAGCUCUCACAUGGCCAGAGGAAGCUUCAAGGGAAACAUGGACUAGUGAUACUCCAGAAUUCUUACUUGUGGGGCGCAUGGAUGGCUCUCUUGGACUUAUUGAGGUUACAGAUGCAUCAAGCAUGUGCCGCAUUGAAUUAGAGCAUUGUUACCGUAAAGAUGUGGCUGUGACUUGCGUAGCAUGGUUCAGUGAAGAUCGCCAUUUUGCUGUUGGAUAUGCUGACGGAAAAUUAUUAAUUGGAAGUAAAGAGCCCAUGACAAAAGGAGGGAUUGUUCUCAUUGAUGCACACAAGGACACGUUUGUGAGCUUGAAAUGGGAUCCAACAGGCCAAGUCCUGUUAAGCUGUGCCAAAGAUGACACCGUGAAGCUGUGGGGCAACACAGGAGGCAGCUGGAAACCCUUUUUCUGCCUUUCUCACCCAUCUUGUGUAAACACCGUGGCCUGGUGUGGUUUAGCUGGGAAAUCAGACUGUCCACAGCUGAUGCUGGCAGCAGGCUGUCAUAAUGGUUUGGUGUGCGUGUGGACAAUUCCGCGGGCCUCUUUAGAAGGAUUCCAGUCGAGAUCUGCUGUACCGUAUGAAUGGAGAGAACAACCAGCCAGCAAGGAGUUGUUCAGAAAAACUGAAGGAGUGAGAUGUGUAUAUAGACUCAGGGGCCACAUCACUCCGGUGCGCACAGUGGCCUUCAGCCCCGAUGGGCUUGCCUUGGUGUCUGGUGGACUUGGUGGUCUUGUCAACAUAUGGUCUCUAAGGGAUGGCUCUGUCCUUCAGUCUGUUGUCACUGGAUCUGGUGCCAUUACAACAACUGUGUGGAUACCUGAGGUUGGCGUGGCUGCCUGUUCUAACCGUUCAAAGGAUGUCCUGGUUGUAAACUGCACCCCAGAGUGGAUAACCUCUAAUCACAUUUUAGCAACAUGCAGAACAGCACUAAAGCAACAAGGGAUUGUGGGACUGAACAUGGCUCCCUGCAUGCAGACGUUUCUGGAGCGACUUCCUAUAAUGCUGCAAGAGCAAUAUGUGUACGAAAAGCCCCAUGUUGUAUGUGGAGAUCAACUUGUACAUAGUCCCUACAUGCAGUGUUUGGCAUCAUUGGCUGUAGGUCUCAAUCUGGAACAGCUCCUCUGCAGCCCUCCUAUUCCACCUCAUCACCAUCCGAUGCCUGUAGACUCCAUCUCAUGGAACCCAGCAGAGUGGGCAUGGCUUGAAUGUUUCUCCACUACCAUUAAGGCUGCUGAAGCUCUAGCCAAGGGGGCACAAUUUCCAGAAUCGUUCACCAUCCCUGACCUGGAGCCAGUGCCUGAGGAGGAGCUGAGGCUUUUAAUGGAUAACAGUAAAUGGAUCAAUGGAACAGAUGAACAAAUUAUGUCUUGGGCCACUUCUAGGCCAGAGGACUGGCACCUUGGGGGCAAGUGCGAUGUUUACCUAUGGGGGGCAGGUCGUCAUGGACAGUUAGCUGAGGCCGGCAGAAAUGUUAUGAUUCCAUCCGCAGCUUCAUCCUUUUCCCCAGCCCAGCAGGUGAUCUGUGGCCAGAACUGUACUUUUGUGAUCCAGGCCAAUGGCACUGUUCUAGCCUGUGGUGAGGGAAGCUAUGGCAGGCUUGGACAGGGUAAUUCUGAUGACCUUCAUGUGCUUACAGUUAUCUCUGCUCUGCAAGGUUUUGUGGUAACACAACUAGUGACAUCCUGUGGCUCAGACGGGCACUCCAUGGCACUAACCGAGAGUGGGGAGGUAUUCAGUUGGGGAGAUGGAGAUUAUGGGAAAUUGGGCCAUGGAAACAGUGACCGUCAGCGGAGACCAAGGCAGAUUGAGGCGUUACAGGGAGAGGAAGUGGUACAGAUGUCUUGUGGCUUUAAACACUCAGCAGUGGUGACAGCCGAUGGAAAGUUAUUUACAUUUGGUAAUGGAGAUUAUGGACGACUGGGACUUGGGAACACAUCGAAUAAGAAGCUUCCAGAACGAGUAACUGCCCUAGAAGGAUUCCACAUUGGACAGGUGGCAUGUGGACUUAACCACACACUGGCCGUAUCAGCUGAUGGCUCCAUUGUCUGGGCUUUUGGUGAUGGAGAUUAUGGGAAGCUUGGUUUAGGAAAUUCCACUGCUAAAUCUUCUCCACAGAAAGUGGAUGUACUAUGUGGAACUGGGAUAAAAAAGGUGGCCUGUGGGACACAGUUCUCAGUUGCACUCACAAAAGAUGGACAUGUUUACACAUUUGGCCAAGAUCGGCUAAUUGGUUUACCCGAAGGUCGAGCACGAAAUCACAACCGCCCUCAACUUGUUCCAAGUCUUUUGGGCAUCUUCAUUGAAGACAUUGCUGUUGGUGCAGAGCAUACACUGGCUUUGUCAUCUACUGGAGAUGUAUACGCUUGGGGCAGUAACUCAGAGGGACAGCUUGGCCUCGGUCAUACAAACCAUGUGCGGGAACCAACCCUUGUCACUGCUCUACAAGGGAAAAACGUUCGGCAGAUCUCAGCAGGCCGGUGUCACAGUGCUGCAUGGACUGCAGCUCCAGUACCACCCCGAGCGCCAGGAGUGGCAGUGCCUUUACAAUUGGGUCUCCCUGAUGUUAUCCCACCUCAGUACAGUACAUUGAAGGACAUCUGCACACACACCGUGAGAGCCAGACUGCGACUUCUCUAUCACUUCUCUGACCUCAUGUACUCAUCCUGGAGACUGCUGAAUCUCAGCCCCAAUAAUCAGAGCAGUACAUCACAUUACAAUGCUGGCACCUGGGGUAUUGUACAAGGCCAACUCAGACCCUUGUUAGCACCUAGAGUUUACACUCUACCCAUGGUCCGUUCCAUAGGAAAAACCAUGGUUCAGGGAAAGAACUACGGACCUCAGAUAACUGUCAAGAGGAUCUCAACCAGGGGCAGGAAGUGUAAACCGAUCUUCGUACAGAUUGCCCGACAGGUGGUAAAACUGAAUGCCUCCGAUCUGAGGCUUCCAUCCAGGGCAUGGAAGGUGAAGCUGGUGGGAGAGGGGGCUGACGAUGCUGGUGGAGUGUUUGAUGACACAAUCACUGAAAUGUGCCAGGAGCUUGAAACAGGAGUAGUUGAUCUCCUUAUACCAUCACCCAACGCAACAGCUGAAGUGGGAUACAAUAGGGAUAGGUUCCUUUUUAAUCCUUCAGCUGGGCUGGAUGAGCAUCUGAUGCAGUUUAAGUUUCUUGGCAUCCUUAUGGGGGUGGCUAUUCGCACCAAGAAGCCCCUGGAUCUGCACUUGGCCCCUCUAGUUUGGAAGCAGUUAUGCUGUAUCCCACUCACAUUGGAGGACUUGGAGGAGGUGGAUCUGCUGUAUGUGCAGACUUUAAAUAGCAUUCUUCACAUUGAAGACAGCGGCAUCACAGAGGAAACUUUCCAUGAGAUGAUACCCCUUGAUUCCUUUGUGGGUCAGAGUGCUGAUGGAAAGAUGGUGCCAAUUAUCCCAGGAGGGAACAGCAUCCCAUUAACUUUCUCAAACCGCAAAGAAUAUGUUGAUAGAGCAAUAGAUUACAGAUUGCACGAGAUGGAUCGCCAGGUUGCAGCAGUACGGGAGGGUAUGUCAUGGAUUAUUCCUGUCCCCCUCCUCUCCCUCCUUACUGCCCGACAUCUGGAACAGAUGGUGUGUGGAAUGCCAGAAAUCUCAGUGGAUGUCCUGAAGAAGGUGGUACGGUACCGGGAGGUGGACGAGCAACACCAGCUCGUUCAAUGGUUUUGGCAAACUUUAGAGGAGUUUUCCAAUGAAGAGCGGGUCCUUUUCAUGAGGUUUGUCUCGGGCAGAUCCCGGCUUCCAGCUAACACUGCGGACAUCUCACAGCGCUUCCAGAUAAUGAAGGUUGAUAGGCCUCACGAUAGUCUGCCUACCUCACAGACCUGUUUCUUUCAACUGCGACUCCCUCCGUACUCCAGCCAGCUGGUGAUGGCCGAACGUCUGCGCUAUGCAAUCAACAACUGCCGAUCCAUCGACAUGGACAAUUACAUGUUGUCCCGCAAUGUGGACAAUGCAGAGGGAUCUGAUACAGACUACUGAGGGCUCCUAAAUCCAAACCCCUUCUCAGUGCAGUGACAGGAUUUCAAAAAAAUAAAAUACCAGGCAUUUUGCAGCAUACAGUAAAUCAACAUUAUAUUAUUAACUUUAAAAAGUCCUUGUUUUUAUUUCUUUUUUUUCUUCCAGUGAUUGUAAAGUAAAAAACACAGUGAAUUCCUUCCCCCCUCACUAAGCUCGUUGUCAGCAGGGUGCUGAAGAGCAGAUUUUCAUGUGUUGUUGAGGGGAGAGGAUUCCAGGGCUGGUAACGUUUUCCAGACCCAUUUAGCGUACUUGAAAUGUUGUACAUUGGUGCACUUAUUGUUCACAGCAAGAAAACAGUUUUACAUGAAUGUUCCUAUUUAUUUUGUUUUAAUUUGGAAGAUGCCUGUGCAGGAUUAGUUAUGCAGAAAAUGAAUAAAACUAAUUGAAGGAG
Bombina bombina (fire-bellied toad) is the source of this 15378-nucleotide messenger RNA. It is a transcript of the gene HERC1, whose product is annotated as HECT and RLD domain containing E3 ubiquitin protein ligase family member 1. Gene Ontology annotation, molecular function: ubiquitin-protein transferase activity; protein binding. The transcript is spliced from 79 exons. Bases 435 to 14948 code for a protein of 4837 amino acids. Lineage: Eukaryota; Metazoa; Chordata; Amphibia; Anura; Bombinatoridae. The record is from RefSeq and is a predicted model, not a curated record.